AUGGAACAACAAUCAAUAAUAAAAUUAACAACCGCAAAAACUACAUUACAAACCCUCCCACUCGAACUCCUGGAAAAAAUAUACCACCACGUUCCACUCAACAAUUUACACCACAACCUACGCAAAGUCUCUACCAUAUUCUACUACACCAUACCAAAAUUCAUCUCUCGCGAACUUUCGCUUCGUCUUAAGACGAACCCGAAAUUUUUAAACUAUGAUAAAGAAUUCAAGAUCGAUAAAGAUAUUCUGUUUUUGACGUUAACAUGUAGAACACCACCACUCGAUAUUUUCCCGUGGCAAAUAAGAAUGGAGAAGUUGUCGACUCUUGAUCGAUUGAUUGUGAUAUUGGUGCGUGUUGUGACGCAUAUUGAGAUGACUACUAUGAAGGAAAUUAAAGAUUCUGGUGGUGAUGGUAAUGGUGAUAGUGGGAGUGGUGGCAAGAUUAACAGGAAAUGGGCUUGGGUGAAUUUUUGA
Molecule: messenger RNA, 474 nt
Organism: Ambispora gerdemannii
Lineage: Eukaryota; Fungi; Glomeromycota; Glomeromycetes; Archaeosporales; Ambisporaceae
Source: the annotation of a GenBank genome assembly